Messenger RNA from Paraglomus brasilianum, 301 nucleotides. NCBI's taxonomy places the organism in Eukaryota, Fungi, Glomeromycota, Glomeromycetes, Paraglomerales, Paraglomeraceae. The record is from the annotation of a GenBank genome assembly.
AUGGAGCCUAGUUAUAUCGAAUUUGAGAGUACAAGAAAAUAUAUUCUAGUCGUCGAUGAUAAUGCAGACAUGAGAAACUAUUUGAGCAAUUUGAUCAAGAAGCAGUUUGAUUGCAUUUCCGUUGCUGAUGGUUGUGAUGCUCUUAAAAUCGUAAAGAGCUCACAACGGUUGCCUGACCUAAUUCUGAGUGACGUUAUGAUGCCUAACGUGGAUGGCUUCGAAUUGCUUAAAGCACUACGUAGCACACAGACGAUUCCUGUGAUCUUAUUAUCGGCUCGAACAGGAGAAGCCAGUAUCGAAG